AUGGCUGAUAAGUCUGUGAUGGCACAUGUCGGGGCCAAGAAAGUCGAAACAAGAGUGAACGACAUCUUCGCCAUCAAGCAAUCCCUAGGAAAGGGACUAAGAGACUUCAUCGCCCGGUUCAACAGGGUGAGGAUGACCUCACCAAAUGUUUCCGAAGGAAUGGCCAUUACAGCUUUUCAGAAUGGAUUGAGCAGAAAGGGUUCGAAAGCGACCAAAAAACUAUUGAGCCGGUUAAUGAAGUAUCCACCAACCACUUGGGAUGAAAUCCAUAAUGCCUACUGUGCCAAGGUCAGAGCAGAUGAUGACGACCUCAACGGACCAACUCGACGACUUACCUCGGUACAAUCCGAGCCCAGGAAAGAACACACAGAUAACAUGAAGAGAGAUUAUCCUGUACCGGGGCCAGACAGGGAGCGACAUCAGCCCUACGUCAGGACGCCCGCUCCUCCCCCCUUUCGAUAUGAAGACGGCCUAGAGAGGUGGUCUACACCCUUGAGAAGCUCGGAACAAAGCGACAAAGGCAGGAACACCUUAGCAAUAGGUCGAGAACGUCCAGGCCCGCUAAAGCCCUCUUCACCAGCUCGUGCCAUCAAUUUGAUUAUUGGUGGCAGCGGAGACGCAUCUAUCAAUGACAUCAAGUUCACCUCCACCCACAAACUCAAAAGAUCGAUCACCCACGAACGGUAUGAUGGACUCGAAGAGAGUAUCAUUUUUGAUGAGUUAGAUGCUGAUGGUUUGACUUUCCCUCACAAUGAUGCACUUGUCAUUACUUUACGAAUUUUAGAUACUGAUGUUAAGAGAAUCAUGGUAGACAACGGAAGUGGGGCGUGCAUCAUCCAUCUCUGA
Nicotiana tabacum (common tobacco) is the source of this 846-nucleotide messenger RNA. The record is from RefSeq and is a predicted model, not a curated record. NCBI's taxonomy places the organism in Eukaryota, Viridiplantae, Streptophyta, Magnoliopsida, Solanales, Solanaceae.